This is a messenger RNA of Guyanagaster necrorhizus, 2115 nucleotides long. RefSeq lists its product as uncharacterized. NCBI's taxonomy places the organism in Eukaryota, Fungi, Basidiomycota, Agaricomycetes, Agaricales, Physalacriaceae. The record is from RefSeq and is a predicted model, not a curated record. The transcript has 11 exons. The coding region runs from base 13 to 2115 and encodes 700 amino acids.
GCUAACUACUACAUGGACAUCACCACGCCUAGCGAUUUUUUUGGAUCUACUCAGUGCCACAGCAUCGGCCCGGUCCUUGCCGAUUGCCCCACGUUCGAGUAUCUCCUCCGCAGCAGUGACCCCCCUUCACAAUCAGAGUACACGCACAUCUCGGAGAUGCUACAUGUUGCCUCUGAUCGUAUCGAACAGUUAGACGCGUCCGUGGGGUAUGAUAAAGACGAAGAAGCUCAUCUAAAACAGCUUAUUGACGCCUACCGAUCAAUUCUCUCUCCUCUUCGAACUUUCCCUUCGGAACUCUUGAUGGAGAUAUUUCAACACGCAGUGGAAGAUUUCUUCCCCGUUUUUGACCUGUCGCAAACUCCGUGGGUUCUAUGCCGUGUCUGUCAACGCUGGCGAGACGUUUCACGCUCUUGUGCGGAACUUUGGGCGUCUUUGUCAAUGGAAGGUUAUCCUCAACUUAAAAGAUUAGGAGAUGGAAUGAAAGAUCUUCCCGCUAUUCUGGAAGAUGCUCUGGACUUAUCGCGACAGAGAGAUUUGUCUAUCAGAUAUUCUCUGACUGGUAUCCCUUUGGCCACAGACUCACAGCUCAUCCGGCGUAUCGUUGGAAGGAUGUGUAUUUUUCCAUCUCGCCCUGCCUCGUUCCUUAUUUUGAUAUAUUACCCGAAGAAGCACUGGAACCGUUCCUCCUGGCUCCAAAUACCCGCGAUGUUACCCUUUAUCUUGUUGCUCAUUCCUAUCUCCGACCAUCAUGGCGACAUCACUCAUUUUCGAGACGAUCAUCCUGCUACCGUCGGCGACCACCUCACCUUCUUAUCUCGAUCGACCCAGCUCGAAAGCCACACGAUAACUUGGUGCGUUCCAACACGCGAUAUAGGUGGUAUGUCUUUGACCAAUGUCACUCAUGAAACUCUGCGCUCGCUGAAUAUCGAAGACAUUGAUUUGAUCCAAUAUCUUAUAUGUCCAGCAUUGGAGGCACUUUCUGUUGAGAGCAGGUUGCGUAGCGCAGCGGGGAAAGCCAGGUCUGGAGUCGAAGGUCAAAAGCUGCUACGAUUAUCGACCAUCUUCGAUGUCGAGAGACCGGUAAAUAUCUUCCGUCAGUUUUCUACUCAUUCAGGCAACCUCCAGCAUCUUAACCUUUCCAUACCUUUCAUCGGACAAAACUAUUACUCCCUUAUGUAUGAGCUUUCUACCGAUUUAUUUCCGCGACUAUACUCCUUCACUCUGGCCUUGGAACCUCAUAGAACUUUCCAAAUACACUCAGGAUCAUUCCUCUUCCCACUUUUGGCCUUCAUCGAGGCUCGAUGGCAUCCUGAUACUUUGUUGCGGCGCGUGGCGAUAACAACCAGUCUUGAGAUUGUUGAAAGCGGUCUCCUCGAUCGUUUGAGAACGUUCAAAGAGGAUGGGUUAGACAUAUCUUACAAUGGGAACGAUCUAGACUAUGGAAUCCGAUGUCAUCCCAAUGGAUGGUCGGAUUACCGCUACGCAAUAUUUUACUACUUUGAGUGUUUACAGAUACGUUCCAACUUGGAAGCCCAGUUGGCAUUCAUUACGGUGUUGGCACUCCAGCAACCCACUCACGUCGGGGCUCAGCAAACACUGUCGUUGGAAGCGGCCCCCCUUCUUUCUGCCUUACGCGAUAUCAAGAAGAUAAAAACAACUCGCCGCUUCUCGAGAAGGGUCGUCAAUCAUCAUCCUAUGACCGAUAUUGCAAUCGAGUUCGAACUGAGGAUUAGCGGCGGCGGCGUCUUGGCUGUGCGGCAACAUGCCGGUGCAUUGACUAGGGCAGAGCAACACUCGCUUAUCCCUCGGCCGUUGACGCAGAACCGAAGAGAAACUCUUUCACGCUCUUCUAGGUGUAUCGUUACUAAAAAGAAGGAACUCGAAUGGGGAGGUAUAGGGGUCAGGUUGGGGGAAUUACAUUACGGGAAGAUCUGCAAUGGUAUGCGUGUUCAGCUUUUGAAUGUAAAAGGUGUUGUGUUUACUGAACUCCGUCACUACCGAUUUUCGAUCCUCCCACCCUCCCCGUUCGAGCCUCGAUUUCCAAGGGGAAGUAGGUUCUCUGGAAUUCCGCUCGCGGGAGGCAUGCAUAAGCAGCUCUCUCCCGACCCGUGUUAA